AAGAGGAAGAGAAUUUCAGUACCUGCAAAUGCUUUAUGAUAUUUUCAAUGCAAAGUUACAAACAACUUUUAAGAACAAAUCUGAACCCACAAGAAUAGAAAAAAAAAAAAAACAAUAAAGUAGUUGUGUAAUCAAAUCUAGACAACAAGUGAAAGAUCACUUCUUUUUAUGCAUUUCAUUACAGAGUAAAACUCAAUCUUUAAGGAGACCAAAUGUUCCUCAAGAUCGUGGAAACAUUAGAAACAUUAAAGAUCUAGUCACAACAGCAAGACCAGAAAAAAAAAGCAGAACUCGGAUUGUUGACGUUUAAUAAAAAUUCAAUCGUCUCGAGUUGGAAACAGAGUCAAGACCGUUUUGGCUCCUGAUUUCAAAUCUUGCGUGUAAUUAGCGACUUGACUAUGUAAAUGCAAUGAAGAUGGUUUGAAAACUGGUUGCUGUAGUUCACUCUGCUGCCUAGCCAAGAACAUUGCUUGGUCGGUCGCUUUGGUCGGUGAAGUGAAAUUAACGGCGGAGAUUUGUCGGUGGAGGAACUGAGACGGUGGUGCUGCGAUAUGUUGCUGCUGAGUUGAAAUUGGGACAAAAGAGGGUAUGAAAAGGUCGGAGCUCUGUCUACUUGUCGGAUGGAGGAAAUGUGGAGGAACAGGUGAGCUGGCAAAGAGAUGAUCGGAAUCACCGCUGCCGCCUCCUCCGCCGCCGGAUUUCAUUCUUUUGAGGAACCGCGUUUUUUAUCCCGAGAUGAGCCACCGCGUCUACGAAACGUUUGUGUAGCUGUGGCGUCCAUACUAAACGCGGUCGUUUUAGCGUUCUUGCUGGUUCGUCUCCGGUAGAGUCUCCGGCGAUUUCGGCUGAGGAAUUGGGUUGUGGCGGUGUGGUUUGAGGUAGAGGUUGACCGGAGUUUGAGUUGUUGUUACGGUGGAGAUCGAAGGCGAUGGCGAGAUCAGGCGUGAUUAAAGAUUGAGAUAAAGGUAUGAGUUCCUCCGGCGACGGAAGCUCUUCUUCCCAUUUAGCAAACCAAUUGGAAUCUUCUUCUCUCAUCCUCAACACUAACAAAAAAAAAAAGAACACAAAUCUUGAAUCUCAAAUUUCACAGUCUUGAUCUCACAAGACACCAAUAUUGUGAAGAUGAGGAAUAAAAAUCAGGAGGAAACACAAUGAUGAUGAAGAGAGAGAUAUUAUUGAUUUUGAGGCAAAGACUUGUGAAAGAGAGACUUGACAAGAUUCUUGUAAAUUUUUAAUUGUUGUUAUCUGUUUAGAUUCGACCACUACGGCUCGG
Messenger RNA from Arabidopsis thaliana (thale cress), 1273 nucleotides. RefSeq lists its product as uncharacterized. The transcript is spliced from 2 exons. The coding region runs from base 660 to 827 and encodes 55 amino acids. The record is from RefSeq and is marked reviewed. Lineage: Eukaryota; Viridiplantae; Streptophyta; Magnoliopsida; Brassicales; Brassicaceae.